UCCUUUUCAGUACAUAACUUGAUCUCGUUUUCAAAAACAUUCAUAAAUUCCGAAUCUUUGCUCUGUACUUUCGUCUUCUCCUACGUUGUCCUCUGCCGUUUGAUCCAUAUAAACCUCGUACAUCAACAAACAACGCCCAUCAAUCUCUCUUAAAGAUACCCAAAUCAGAUGGCAAUGCAAGCAGAAAAUCCUGCUGGUGUUCUUCCGAGUGCUCAAGUUGUUGGCAAUGCGUUCGUGGAGCAGUACUAUCAUAUUCUCCAUCAGUCUCCCGAAUUAGUUCAUAAGUUUUAUCAGGAUUCAAGCAUCUUAAGCAGGCCAGAUGCAAACGGUCUGAUGAGUUCCGUGACAACUAUGCAAGCGAUUGAUGAGAAGAUCCAGUCCCUUGAUUACAAGAACUAUAAGGCAGAGAUUAAAACGGCAGAUGCACAAGAUUCACAUCAGUCGGGGGUAAUCGUUCUAGUGACCGGAUGUUUAACUGGGAAAGACAACGUCAAAAGGAAAUUUGCACAAACGUUCUUUCUUGCUCCACAAGAAAAGGGCUACUUUGUUCAAAAUGAUGUAUUUAGGUAUGUUGAGGAGAGAGAACCACUGGAGAAUCCUUCUCCAUCCGUUGAGAAUAUUGUAGACAGUGCUUCAGCAGAUCUUGCCGUAAAAAGUUCAGAUGAUAACCCCACAAAUGAGACCGCAACAAACGUAGCAACCGAAGAUCUUAAUAUCAGGCCAGAUGUUUGUGACCCUGAGGAUAAAGAAGGAUCAGGGUCGGGUCUUGAGGAAGAAGUUGCGGAUGAACCUGCUCUAGUUCAGAAAAGCCCGAACGUAGCGGGUCCUGUUCAGAAACCAGAUUCUUCUGCAACCCUAGAUGAGAAGAAAUCAUAUGCUUCAAUUGUGAGGGUAACCAAGAUUUCUGGAUCAUCGGGUACUGGUCAUGGUCAAACGGGCAGUUUAAGGUGGGCCCCUGCUAACACUGAUCAACACAAAUCUAGGCCCGCAAAGCCUUCUCCGGAACCAGAAACAUUAGUCCCUGUGGUUGUUAAUGGUCCUGAAAGCAACAACGUUAAUGAUGAUGAAGGUCACUCCAUAUAUGUACGGAAUUUACCAAUGAAUGCAACUGUCGCACAACUGGAAGAGGAAUUUAAAAAGUUUGGGCCCAUAAAAAGCAACGGUAUCCAAGUCAGAAGUAAUAAGCAACAGGGAUUCUGUUUCGGAUUUGUGGAAUUCGAGUCAUUGGAUUCCAUGCAUAAUGCUAUCAAGGCACCUUCCAUGACAAUCGGGAACCGCCAGGUGGUAGUUGAAGAAAAGAGAACUACAACACGAGUUGGCGGCAGUGGUGGUGGAAGAGGACGCUACUCCUCUGGAAGAGGCGGUGGUUUCAGGGGUCGUGGUGGUUACUUUGGAGGCCGAAAUUCUGGCAGAAAUGAGUUUAGAUACCAAGGCGAGUUUCCCAACCGUUCAAAGGGUCCAACAGGACGAAAUUCAGAGGUCUAUCAAAGAGUUGACCAGAACAAUGGCGGCCGAUACACUCAUCAACCAAAUAAAGAAUCCAAUUCCACACAGUAAUCACAAGCAAUGAGGCCUCCAAUCAAAAUUUUGACCAUAAAUUUAGAUUUAUUGUUAAUUUUAUUUUCAAGUUGCACAAAAUUUCAACCUUUUUAUAGACUAUUGGUGUUUGAUUUGGAUCUUUAUAGCACCCUUUUUGCUAAAAGUAGAAUUAAUUUUUUACAGGGUUAAA
This is a messenger RNA of Helianthus annuus (common sunflower), 1729 nucleotides long. RefSeq names its product nuclear transport factor 2. The transcript has 9 exons. Gene Ontology annotation, molecular function: mRNA binding. Lineage: Eukaryota; Viridiplantae; Streptophyta; Magnoliopsida; Asterales; Asteraceae. Gene Ontology annotation, cellular component: ribonucleoprotein complex; cytosol. Bases 169 to 1557 code for a protein of 462 amino acids. The record is from RefSeq and is a predicted model, not a curated record.